AUGGAGUUCGCCAUUGGAGUCCAGUGCAUGCAUUUAUGGCUAUCAGGUCACAAACAGCUGAUCUUCAGAAUAUUGCCUGACAGCAAGCACUCGCUCAGCUACAAUCUGUUCACGCUGUACGCUGGCUAUGUGCAGUUGCCACGGUUACAUGUCAACAUGGUGCGAUACGCCGGCGUGCUGGAUCAUCUUCUAGAUGCGAUGCUGCCCACUCACAUAUUCAUCAAGCCGAGUGGUAAAGAUUCAUUGGGUUCUUCAUUGGAACAGACCAACAUGGGGGCCACGUCCUCAGACCAUCCCCCUUCUGUUUCCUAGGAACCUCCAAAAAUCUACAAGAGCAGGCAAAAACAGUGUGCCUGCCACAUGUGGUGCUCCACGGUUGCCAACUCUUAGCAGCGUAUGUGUGCCAGGAACACUUGUCAUCGACUCUUUUUUUGUAGAUUUAAUCUUUGGAGGUCCCUACACAAUGGCAGGGGGAGGGAUCGGAAAAAAAUCAGUCGGAAAUAGUGCGCACGGCACAUGUGUUGCUAUAUGUUGCUAUUCUUGGACCGCCACAGCAGAACUAGUGAGUAGACGCAUGCACAGCGUGACAGCAUUGAUUAAGAUGAGGCGGCAAAAGUAGCGGGCACAAUUCUUGAAACUCUGCAAUCCUCAGCGUGUGUGCUAUAACAGGUGCGGCAGUAGAGUGCGAUCAAUGUUGCUCAGACACUGCGGAAAGAAGCCGUUAAUUGUUGAGAAGCUGCGCGGCGUUUUAGCAAGGAUAGCAUUGCAGACGGCUAGCGUCAUUUGAGGCCUAGCUGCCGAUUGACAUUUGCGCCGUUACAAUACAUACGCGCGCGUGAAACCUGCGGUGCUUGCACGAUGUACAGCUGCCGCCAUGUUGGUAGCUUACACAGCUUAACGUGCUGUGAGACGCUGGCCUUCUUCUCUUAGCUUUCUCGUGAAUGGAAGCGGGAGACAGAGUCGGCUGAAACCUACGUGGAUACAUGUAGCGGCUGCGUAUUUGCUGAUGUAACCGUGCCCCCGUCACAUGCUGAUAUGCAACACUCUGCAUCGUGUAGGUUUUCAUUUCGUCUGCUAACCAGUUAGCGACUAGUAGGUUCUCAACUUCUCAGACUGUAUGAUAAGUGUGGGAAUUAAUUGACCCGCAAUGUACAAUGAUUUGUAAAAUAUCUUGUUUCUGUCUCUAUCUCCCU
This is a messenger RNA of Priapulus caudatus, 1193 nucleotides long. RefSeq names its product trafficking protein particle complex subunit 11-like. Bases 1 to 312 code for a protein of 103 amino acids. The transcript has 3 exons. NCBI's taxonomy places the organism in Eukaryota, Metazoa, Priapulida, Priapulimorpha, Priapulimorphida, Priapulidae. The record is from RefSeq and is a predicted model, not a curated record.